AUGGCAAACGAAAGGGGCAGAAAACAAGAGAUUUUCGAUGCGCGUGCGCUCGCCGCUGUCGAGUCAAACGACAUUACCUUCCUCCAAAACUUGCUGAAUCAGCGCUUAGCCGAAGACCCCAAUGCUUUCCUCCCUUAUGCCAACUUAGGAAAAUCCCUCGGAAGAGCAUUGGAGCUGUCCCGGUACGACAUGGCCGACGAGCUCUUUAAGCGCGGUGCUGAUUGGAACUAUGGGACUAUGGCUGAUGUCCUGGAGGGGGCACGAGAGGACAACGAAUGGAAUACAAAAGCCAUCGACAUUGCAUUAGCGCACGGCUGGAACAUCGACGAACAUUAUGAGCAUGUCGGCUCCGCCCUUGUCUACACCGUCGGUGAAUCAGGUAGUGACCCGGAUUAUCUUGGUGGCGGUAUUGUCUGUCUCAAAAUGGCUGCGUACCUAUUGUCGAAGGGAGCCGCCGUAGACGAGGGCUCGCAGACGGGCAACAACCCGCUCGAGCUGGCCUGCAUUAGGGGUGAUAAGCACAUGGCAGCACUGUUGCUCGCGCACAAUGCAACGAUGGAGAGGGCGCCCAAGGCCCUUCUUCACGCCGCCCAUAACGGCGACAUUGAAAUCAUGCAGAUGCUGGUAGACCACGGCGCUAACGUUAAUGCACACCCAUACGGAACGUACACUACAGUCGCCCAGCAACGAGAAAGAGAGGACUGGGGCUCGGCGCUACAUUGUGCAAUCGGGCAAGGGCACACCGAGGCAGUCAGAUUUCUCCUAGAGAAGGGUGCUGCCAAGGAGUACAAGAAUAAGCUGGACAUGACGGCAUUGGAUCUUGCUAAGAAAUUGGGAAAUGACGAGAUUGUGCGGUUAUUGCAAUAG
Messenger RNA from Parastagonospora nodorum SN15, 867 nucleotides. RefSeq lists its product as hypothetical. Gene Ontology annotation, molecular function: protein binding. The record is from RefSeq and is a predicted model, not a curated record. Bases 1 to 867 code for a protein of 288 amino acids. The transcript has a single exon. Lineage: Eukaryota; Fungi; Ascomycota; Dothideomycetes; Pleosporales; Phaeosphaeriaceae.